AAGAAUGCGUUAUUUGGUGUGGAUUUGGAAACGAUCAUACUUCGAGAAAAUUCAGGUUUGAACGUGCCAUUGUUGGUUCAUAAAUGUGUGCAAGAGGUAGAGCGACGCGCCUUGGAUACUGUAGGGAUUUACAGACUGUGUGGUAGCGCUAGACGAAAAGCCAUGCUGCGAGAGAGUUUCGAGAACAACGCACAGAUGGUGGACUUGUCUCCGGAGAAUGUCUCCGACAUACACGUAGUCACAGGUGUGUUGAAGGACUACCUACGAGAACUGCCUGAGCCUUUGUUUACCAAUGCCCUGUACCAGAUGCUGCUGGAUGCCUUAAGUGUGCGGCUGCCCUGUGAUCCAGAAGGAAGUGCUAAGUUGAUGCUCAGCAUUUUGGAAUGCCUCCCUUCUGCAAAUCAG
This is a messenger RNA of Candidula unifasciata, 405 nucleotides long. The record is from the annotation of a GenBank genome assembly. Lineage: Eukaryota; Metazoa; Mollusca; Gastropoda; Stylommatophora; Geomitridae.